Molecule: messenger RNA, 2443 nt
Organism: Schistosoma margrebowiei
Lineage: Eukaryota; Metazoa; Platyhelminthes; Trematoda; Strigeidida; Schistosomatidae
Source: the annotation of a GenBank genome assembly
ACGACCUUGCAUGAGACGCUUAGAGCAAUACAAAAUCAUGACGACGUAAUGGAGUUUGGAUCUGGCCUAGACAAGGUUUUGAAACAAGAAGUCACAGUCAUUUAUGGAAACAAAAUCAGAGAAUUACAUGCGCGAAAUCAGAAUGUAACAGAAGCUGACUCACUUAAAAGUUUAGCCAGUCUUUUGGAUUUACUAGGUGAACGUUCGGCUAAAGCCCAAAUGUUACCUGGACCUGUGACGUCCUAUACGAAGUUCAGGGAUUCGAACCAGACAAUUUUUUUAUUAUCUGAUAUUCCUUCAAAAAAAAUUUUAGGUUUUUUAAAAACAGGUAGGAAGCGUCUUUUUGUGCAUGACAGAAGAGGUGUUUGUGUCGAAUGCGUGCCUUUAUGUGUUUUGGAUUUCUACGUAUAUGAAGCACAUCAGAGGAAAGGUUGUGGAAAAAAGUUAUUUGACUUUAUGCUUAAAAAUGAAAAUAUUAAUCCUUCUUAUUUGGCUAUUGAUUAUCCUUCUAAAAAAAUGUUACAAUUUUUACAAAAAUAUUAUCAAUUAAAAAAUCCAAUUUUUUCAUCAAAUAAUUUUGUUGUUUAUUCAAAUUUUUUUAAUCAAAUUAAUUAUGAUACAUUGAAUAUUGAACAAUAUUCAAUUAGUCCAUCAACAAUUAUACAAAUUUGGGAUACAAAUAAUUUAAUUCAUAAAAGAAAAAUAAUAUAUCCUAUUUUAAAUUAUUCAAAUUAUUAUUAUCCUUAUCAAAAAUUAUCUAAGAAUAUUAAUAAUCACUAUGGUAACACAAUAGUUAUGGAUGAACAAUCAAGAUUAAAUAAUCAAAUACAUAUUCAUAAUAAAACAUUAAAUAAUCAACAAAUGAAUGAAUUACAUAGAAAUAUCAAUGAUGAAAUACCUAUAUCUAUGAUAGAUAUGAAGUUAUGUAAUAAUAAUAAUAAUAAUAAUAAUAAUAAUAAUAAUAAUAAUAAUAAUAAUACAUUAACAAGUGUUUAUGAUGUAUCUAAAAUAGAUAAUGGAAAUGUUAAAUUAAAACAAGAUCUUAAUGAGUUAAAACCUAUAGAUCAGCAUCAUAAUGAAAUGAAGACAAUUGGACUAUUACAUAAUGUAUAUGAUAAUGUUAAUAGAUCUACAACACAAAAGAAAUCGACUAGUUCCAUUAUGACCACCAAUUCAGAAAUGUUUAAUAAUCGUUCAUUCGAAUUAAAAAAUCGUUCUAAACAAACUUACUCUUAUAUAAAUGCUGUACGUAAUCAUAAUUGUCAUACAAGAUUGUGGUAACUUACAUGAAAUGCUUGCCUUGCUUUACCAACUCUCACGUUUAUAUCUGCAUCAGAUUCUCCUUGUUCAUCGAUGAUGCUGACCAGUUACAUGAAAGUUCCCACCUCUUCCAGAACUUCUUCAUCAAGUGUGAUUGUGUUGAGAUUAUCCGUGUUGUAUUUGAGGAUCUUGGUUUUUCCCUUGUGUAUGUUGAGGCCUACCGCUACAGAGGCUGCUGCUGCACUAGUUGUCUUCACCUAUAUUUGUUCGUGUGUAUGGGACAGAAGGGUUAGGUCGUCUGCAAAGUCCAAAUUAUCUAGUUGCAUUCAACCUGUCCAUUGUAUUCGCUAUAAUUAAGAUAACAAUAAUGAAGUUUAUUCAUUGUUUUAUUGUAUUUACUUGUUAGCAGAGAUUAUUCUAAAUACUUCUAAGAAAGUAACCGAUGCCCAAACUACUUUUUAUCGUAUAUUUUUCUUUAAUUCAGAGCCGAAACAACGUCUAUCUAUGUUCAUACAAAUGACUGACAGUGUUAUGUGAUCCAGAGUGACACAGACAUUCAUAAACUGAAGAAAAUUCCAGAUAUAUGUUGACAAACUUCAAUAGUCAUUCAUUUAAUCACAGUUAAACAAUGAUGUAAUACUUUAUACUUGAUAUUCUUUCGAUAACUCCACUUAUCUCUUUAUAUCUUCUGACAUUUGUGGUCGAAUUCAAUUGACUAUCAUCAUAACUACCUGUCUAAUCUUCUGAAUUCUUCAUGUCCCUUUAUUUUUUCUCGUUCCAAAUUUACUUCGCUGGAUUGUACUCCUUGAAUAACAACUUCAAACCCUAAUCUUUCCGAUUACUGUUUAUACUUUUAUUACCUUUACCACUAUGAGAUUUGAAUCGACAUUUAUAUCUCUGUGCUAAUGUAGUAUGGCAACUCGAACUGAUGUACAUAUGUACGAAGUUCUACGUUGUUGCUGACUGACUGACUGACUGACUGACUGCCUACCUGUAAAUAUAACUUUAUUAAUUAUAAUGGUAAAACAAAUGUGGUUUUUCGCCUGCUACUUUGCUGUACUGUCAAAUCAAUAUUCGUAUGUUUUCUAUUCCAUUUCGAUUCAAUUUUGGCUCUUUUUUCUAUUUCAAAUGGUUAUUGUUAAGAUUAUUAUUAUUAUUCAUAGUAUAAUCUUUGUUUCCAUCA